Molecule: messenger RNA, 2773 nt
Organism: Drosophila navojoa
Lineage: Eukaryota; Metazoa; Arthropoda; Insecta; Diptera; Drosophilidae
Gene: Kdm3
Product: Lysine demethylase 3
Biological process (GO): regulation of transcription by RNA polymerase II
Cellular component (GO): chromatin; histone deacetylase complex
Molecular function (GO): histone H3K9 demethylase activity; transcription coregulator activity; chromatin DNA binding
Source: RefSeq, a predicted model, not a curated record
CUCGCAAUGUCGCAAGAAGCAGCAGCCACAGGCACAGCUAUCGUCAGUCUGGCAACGCCGUUAUCAAAUAGUGACGACAAGUGCCGUAAGCGCGCUUUGUCACGUUCGGAGCCGAAAUCCAUAAUCGAGAUACACAUAUCAAAUGAGAUUAACAGCAGCGAUAACAGCUGUAAACGUGCCCAUUUGGAGCCAGAACCUCAAACGGACAUGAAAGAUGAACAAGAACAGCAGCAACACCAACAGCAACAGCAGCAAAGUCCGCCGCUAAACAAUGUUAUUGAACUGAGCAUUGAGGAGCAGCAACGUGACCGCGAUAACCGCGCCAGCUGCCAAAUCUUUCUGCAGCAUUUGCCCUGCUUUAAGCUACAGCAAUUGAUCAGCUCGACACCCAUACCCAAAUGUCGCGAGUGCCGACGUCGCCAUACACUGCCUGCAGCUUCACCUGCAACACCAGCAGAAACUAACAGCAGCAGCAUCAGUAUCAACAGCAGUAGCAGCAGCAAUAGCAAUAACAACAGCGGUAACACCGGCAAUGACAUAUACUGUCGCUUCUACGAGUUUCGACGCCUCCAAUACAAUGCCGAAGGAGAGUUAAGCGUUGCCGGAUUUCCCAAUCCCUACCUGGAGCCGACCAGUGCUGACUACGCAAUCUGGCAGCCGGAUUCGAAGACAGCGCCUACCGCUGGCUUUAUGGAUAUACAAGUGUGCCGCUACAUUUUGUUGCAUGCCGGCGAUCAGUUUUGCUAUCUGUGGCGCCAGGAGGCGGAGGCGUUGAAGCUGCACGAGAAUCCCGACGGUACGAUUGCCUGGAAGAAAGCCGUGCAGGGCAUACGGGAAAUCUGCGAUGUCUGCGAUACAACGCUAUUCAACUAUCACUGGACGUGCAGAAAGUGUGGCUUCGGUGUAUGCAUCGAUUGCUACAAGGAUCGCAAGGAGGGACUGCAAAAUAAGCGGCGAGUCGAGGCUCAGCGAGGCUACGAUGCCUACCACUGGCUGCUCUGCACCGACAGCGACAAGCAGCAGCAGCAUACGCUGCCCGAGCUGAUGCUGACCCAAAUUAUUGCAGGGGAUGCACUUAAUGUGCUCGGUCGCCUGUUGCACGAGGUGCGCACUUUGUGGCAGGUGCCCCAGGUGUGCGGCUGUCUGCUCAGCAAACAGCAGGUCAGGGACGAGCAGCUGACGCAGCUCAUUCAAGACAUGAUCAAGGAGUCACAGCUGAAGCAGCAAACCAGCGCCUCCUCGCUGGCCACCGCUCAGAAGGUGCAGCAGCAGCAGCGGCUGGAGCAGCUGCAUGCCAAGAAAUUGGAAUUUGCUCGACAAAAUGGCAUUGACUAUGUGCCUGGUCGCGUCUGGACCAAGGAGACACUCGGCAAAGAUCCCAUCACCAGCGCUUUUGAUAACUUCAAGCACAUAAAUUUUUUGCGCAAAGGCCUUGCCGGCUUGCGACGCUUCUUGCCCCCACGCGCCAUGACCCUGGUGCACUCGACGCAACUGGCGCCGGGUGUUCCCCAUGAAUGGCUAUGCGAUGGCAAACUGUUGCGCCUCACCGAUCCCAUGCAUCCCGAUAAUCGGGUACUUUUUCAAGAGGUGUGGAAAUGCGGACAGCCUGUGAUGAUAUCCGAGGUGGCUCGCUCGCUCAAUCUGGACCUAUGGCAUCCGCAGGCCUUUUGCCGUGACUUUGGCGACAAACCGAACGAUUUGAUAAACUGUCUGAAUGGCAAUUUGGUGCCCAAUCAGCCGAUGCGCCACUUUUGGGAGGGUUUCCAGUGCAUGCACAAGCGCUUGCUCGACGCCAAUGGCAAGCCGAUGCUGCUGAAGCUCAAGGAUUGGCCACCGGGCGACGAUUUCGCCGAAAUACUGCCCACACGCUUUGCGGAUCUGAUGCGGGGCCUGCCCAUGCCCGAGUAUACGCUGCGCACUGGCAAUCUCAACAUAGCCAGCUGCUUGCCCAAAAUGUUUGUGCCUCCCGAUUUGGGGCCGAAGAUGUACAAUGCCUAUGGCUCGGCACUGCAUCCGGAUAAGGGAACCACCAAUUUGCAUCUGGACAUAUCGGACGCAGUCAACAUAAUGGUCUACGUGGGCAUACCCACGGAUGAGGACAGCAAGCCCCAGCUGGCGGCCACACAGCGCGCCAUCGCACUGGGCGGCUGUGAAUAUAUCACACGGGCCCGUUGCCAGUCGCCGGAUGUGCUGCCUGGCGCACUGUGGCACAUCUUUCCCGCACGCGAUGCGGAUAAGAUACGGGAUCUGCUUAAUCGCGUCACCCUGGAGAAGGGAUUCAGGCUGGAGCCGGACCACGAUCCCAUACACGACCAAAACUGGUAUCUCGACGACAAGUUGCGUGCGCGCCUGUUCAAGGAGUAUGGCGUCGAGGGCUAUCCGAUUGUCCAGUGCUUGGGCGAUGCAGUCUUCAUACCUGCCGGUGCACCGCACCAGGUGCAGAACUUGCACAACUGCAUCAAGGUGGCCGAGGAUUUUGUUUCCCCGGAGAAUAUUACCCACUGCUAUCAUCUGACCCAUGAGUUCAGGCGGCUUUCGCAUUCGCACACCAAUCACGAGGACAAGCUCCAGAUCAAGAACAUUAUCUAUCAUGCAAUUAAGGACUGCUGCACUAUAUUAACGCGUGCACUGGAGGAACGCAUUGAUCUGGAGUUGGCCAAGGCACAGGCUGAGCAAUAGAGGCGAUUCCAUUUCGGGCUUACGAUUUUAGUAUUAUAUAAGUUUCUGAAAAUGUACUUGAUAAACGAAAUUUGUGUUUAUUUCAAUUAUAAUU